Molecule: messenger RNA, 873 nt
Organism: Neoarthrinium moseri
Lineage: Eukaryota; Fungi; Ascomycota; Sordariomycetes; Amphisphaeriales; Apiosporaceae
Exons: 2
Coding region: 1-873 (290 amino acids)
Cellular component (GO): membrane
Source: RefSeq, a predicted model, not a curated record
AUGGCCGACCAGACCAGCGGUACUGACGCUGCGGCCGCCGCUGCUGCGGCUGCCGCCGCCGGCGCUUUCGAUUUCAGGCUGUAUCGAUACACCCCUUCGUUACCUGCCGCAAUUGUUUUUGUUGUGGUUUUCGCAAUUCUAUCCGCGCUUCACGUCUGGCGUAUCCAGCGACACCGAUCCUAUUAUUUCACCGCAUUCACCGUUGGUGGCUUUUUUGAAUUGAUUGGGUACGCCGGCCGCAUCUGGUCACACUUCGAUACGCUCUCGAUCGGCGGUUUCGUUAUCCAGGCCAUUCUCAUUCUCGUCGCUCCCGCCCUCUUCGCCGCCUCUAUCUAUAUGAUUCUCGGGCGCCUUAUUCGCACCUUGAGAGCCGAAGAGCUAUCGCUGAUUCCGAUCGCCUGGGUUACCAGAGUGUUCGUAAUUAGCGAUGUUAUCUCAUUUUCCUUGCAAGCCGGCGGUGGCGGUAUACAGGCCGCUGGCACUUUGGAGCUUUUCCAUAUCGGCGAGAAGAUUAUCAUUGCUGGGCUCUUUGUCCAGAUCGUGGUGUUUGGAUUUUUUAUGAUCACCGCUGUUAUCUUCCAGUACCGCUUUGCUCACUCUAGCAUUGUCGGAUCUGCGCACAAGACCGUCAAUUGGAAGCGCCACCUCAACGUCCUGUAUGCAGUUAGCGCCCUGAUUCUCGUACGAAGCGUCUUUCGUGUGAUUGAGUAUCUGCAGGGCAAUGGCGGAUACCUCAUCUCGCACGAAGUGUUUCUCUAUGUCUUUGACGCUGUGCUGAUGACAGCGGUGAUGGUCAUAUUUCUGGUUUGGUACAUUGACGAUAUUGAAGUACGGCCAGGUAGUAAUGACCUGGAACUUUCCUCGGGAGAAUGA